Molecule: messenger RNA, 3015 nt
Organism: Sorex araneus (European shrew)
Lineage: Eukaryota; Metazoa; Chordata; Mammalia; Eulipotyphla; Soricidae
Gene: EXOG
Product: exo/endonuclease G
Exons: 6
Coding region: 78-1181 (367 amino acids)
Biological process (GO): apoptotic DNA fragmentation
Cellular component (GO): mitochondrial inner membrane; nucleus
Molecular function (GO): RNA endonuclease activity; metal ion binding; single-stranded DNA endonuclease activity
Source: RefSeq, a predicted model, not a curated record
GGGGCGCAUGCGCGGUGGCUGCGCCGCGGGGCGCAAGUGUCCAGGGUGGUCGCGCGCUGCCCGCCGCCUGGGCCCCGAUGGCUGCCCGCGGUCUCACCGGCCGCCUCCGAGGCUCGCGGCACUUCUGGAGCGGCUUCGUGGCCGGGGCCGCGCUGGGCGCCGCCGGGGCCGGCCUCGUGGCCCUGCCGCUGAUCCGGAGUCGGGGCUCGGAGCCGGCGCCGGACGAUUCUAAAGAAAAAGCUGUCUUGGAACAAUUUGGAUUCCCUUUAACUGGAACCGAGACAAGGUGUUACACUAAUCAUGCCUUGUCUUAUGAUCAGUCCAAGCGGGUCCCGAGAUGGGUUCUUGAACACAUAUCUAAGAACAAGAUAUUAGGCAACGCAGACAGAAAACAUUGUAAAUUCAAGCCUGAUCCCAAUAUCUCUCCGACCUUCAGUGCGAUCAAUGAGGACUAUAUUGGAAGUGGAUGGUCUCGAGGACACAUGGCUCCAGCUGGAAAUAACAAAUUCUCAUCUAAAGCCAUGGCUGAAACUUUUUACCUUUCUAAUAUUGUGCCUCAGAAUUUUGAGAAUAAUGCUGGCUAUUGGAACAGAAUGGAAAUGUACUGUCGAGAACUGACAGAGCGGUUUGAAGAUGUUUGGAUCGUGUCUGGACCAUUGACUUUACCGCAGACUGGUAGUGAUGGAAAGAAAACAGUUAGUUACCAGGUGAUUGGCCAGGACAACGUGGCUGUCCCCUCGCAUCUCUUCAAGGUGAUCCUGGCUCGCAGAAGCCUGCUGUCCGCAGAACCACUGGUGCUCGGGGCCUUCGUGGUCCCCAACGAAGCCAUUGGCUUCCAGUCCCAGUUAAGCGAAUUCCAAGUGAGCCUCCAGGACCUGGAGAAGUUGUCCGGACUUGUGUUUUUCCCUCGUUUGGAUCGAACGAGUGACAUCCGGAACCUCUGCUCUGUGGACACCUGCAGGCUCCUGGACUUCCAGGAGUUCACGCUUUACCUGAGCACACGGAAGCUCGAGGGGGCCAGGACAGUAGCCCGGCUGGAAGCCAUCAGGGAGAAUCUGAGGACCUCGGGCGUCGAGCCUGAUGAUUACUUCUUGAAGCGCUAUGAAAAGAAAUUAGAAGAACUCAAAGCUAAGGAGCCGUCGGAAAAGCAGCCAGAAACCCCGCAGGGAAAGCCGUCUUAGUCCCCGGAGCGUGGGGUGUGGUGACGGCCAUGUCCUGCGCAGGCUGGCCAUCUGCUGGGCACUCCCCCACACGCCCCCCGACAGAGACGACAGGCUCCGAAGAGCAGAGGCCUGCUGGGAGUGGGGGCGCUCACCCGCAGGGACACUGUCACAUCCGCAGAUCUCGGGUCAAGUGGGCGGAAGGACUGUGUCCACAGGGUGACGCUGUGCCCUUCGUCAUGCCUCCAGAUUGUGCAGAGGCCUGCAUGGAUCCGCUCAGCUUUCUUAGAACUCCAUGUCCCGCGGCUCCUUUGCCCGGACCUGAGCGGCUUUUAGAGAUAGCUUUUAGGAACCCUCCCCCGUCUGGUUUGGUCCCUGUCCUCAUAGAUCAUGUAUUUCUGCCGUUCCUCUUCUCCUGGACUCGCUGUUCCUCCUCGUCUGUGGAAUAGAGGCACUCCACAGCCACAUUUUCUGCUCGCUUAAUGCUGUGUUCUGUGAACCGAGGCCAGAGCUUUCCCCGUAUCUCAAAACACCUCUCGGAGGUAAAUGCUGUUCACCUCGUUUCACCCAGGAGAGGCUGGGGAGGCGCGGGGACCCAGGCUUCUGACCAAGAUUCGCCUUUCCAAAGAAGUAAUGGGCAAGCUCGGAGGCACGGAGGGCCGAGACAGUUAAGAUCGCCUGCCACAGGUCCAAAUCGUCCCUGACACAGAGCUUUGGUGUCACCUAAGAACUCCAUGACUGCGUGUGACUGAGGCUGCUUGGUCAGAGGCCUCCAGUUUCUUGUCUGCCAUCCAGCCAAAGGCACUUUGUUUUUAUUCUGCCCUGCCGGGGUCGAACCCAGUGCCAUACACGCACGGGAGAAAUGGCACAGGCUCUGCCACCGAGCCACAGCCACGGACAAGUGUCCUCUGUCUCGUCCCCUCUUUCGUUCUCCAUCAAGAUGCCGUCAGAAAUCUGAAAGCUGAUCGGGGCUGGGGGGCGGGGAGGCUUCACCAACGCCCCUGCUUGCCUGCAGGGGUGCACUUCCUGUAGCGACGAGGCAAUGGAAAUGAAGUGUUCCUAGCUUCCAGGUGAAAUUGCGGUUCCGAGGCCAGGGACUCUGCCCAGCGUGACCGCCUCGGGAUCUGCAGUUUCGUGCCCUCUGGCCUGCCUGGAGGGCGUCAGGCGGGCUGUGCUUUGGGCCACAGACAUGGGGACAGUGGUCUCCGGGGAUCCAGGGCACUGGUUCUGGAGCCCAAGCUCCGUCUAGAUUGGGGUUGACAAGAGACUCCUUUCAUGGUCCUCGUCAGUCAAGGCAAGGGGGAAAAAAAAAAAAUCUCUGAAAAUAGCCCGGAGGAUCUUGUCGGAAUGCUUCCUACCCGUGCCGUCUCUCCGGGUGCUGUCACAGGAAACGGUUCCUUGGUGUUUCUGUAUGAGUCUCUGGCAGAAAUGCUGAGGCUUUAAUAUGAAAAGGUAAAGAUGUUGACGAAUAGACCUUGUUCUGCCUCUUUAUUUGGGUAAAAUAGAAAGAAGUGGGGGGUGAGAAUGCGGCCUAAUGAAUGCUGUUGCAUUUUAUCGCACUGUUCCCCGCCGGCUGUGCCAGUCCCUUUCUCAGUGAUAAAGCACCAGAAUGUCAUCGUGACCAGAGUAUCUGUUACUUUCGCUCCCUGUUGUUGGAGGUGAUGGUGGGGCCCUGAGUGUUUGGCCCCGGGCCUGAGGGGGCGGGUCUGUGAUACUGCAGCCCGCCUCUCGGUACCCCUCACCUUUCAGUCUGCGCAGUUCCCUCGCACCCACCUCUUCAGUAUCCUGGAGCUAUUUCCCAGCCUCUUCUCCCGCCUCUUGACCAAAGUGGUACAGAAUCUGGAUUUUUUUUUUU